Molecule: messenger RNA, 1380 nt
Organism: Olea europaea var. sylvestris
Lineage: Eukaryota; Viridiplantae; Streptophyta; Magnoliopsida; Lamiales; Oleaceae
Product: yrdC domain-containing protein, mitochondrial-like
Exons: 5
Coding region: 56-934 (292 amino acids)
Biological process (GO): regulation of translational fidelity
Cellular component (GO): cytoplasm
Molecular function (GO): tRNA binding; nucleotidyltransferase activity; double-stranded RNA binding
Source: RefSeq, a predicted model, not a curated record
GUGUGCGUGCACCAACCAGUUGAAAAAAGCAGACAAGAAGUGGAGGCAAAGAGUAAUGAACAUAACCGUCCCAACAAAGACAACAAACUUAGCCCGGACACAGCUGCCAGCCCUCUUUUUCAACUAUAUUUUCCAACAUUCCCGAGUGGUGCAGAAGUUGCGGAUUGUGAAUAUAUUGCAGAGUAGAAGAGGAUUUAAGGAGUUGUGUGUAAAGAGAAUGGCUUGGAGUGUGGAGAAAUGUAAUGGGAAUGGAGUCGAGACUACUAGAAUGGGAUUGGUUCAUCCAGCAAUGGAGGAUUAUGCCGAAGAGGCAAUUGAAGCUGUUAACGCUGGGAAAGUUAUAGCUGUGCCAACUGAUACCCUCUAUGGCUUUGCUUGUGAUGCUUGCUCCAUGGAAGCAGUUAAACAGAUAUAUGAGAUCAAAGGCCGUAAAUAUACAAGCCCUCUUGCGAUUUGCGUAGGUGAUGUUCAGGACAUACAGCGGUUUGCUGUCACGAACCAUUUGCCUCGCGGGUUGCUUAACUCUCUUCUUCCAGGACCUGUGACAGUGGUGCUAAGACGAGGGGAGUCGAGUAUUCUUGAGAAAUCCUUAAACCCUGGACUAGACAGCAUAGGGGUUCGAGUGCCCAACUGUAGCUUCAUUAGGGCAAUUGCCCGCGGUUCUGGAAGUGCACUGGCCCUUACAAGUGCAAACCUUAGUGGGCAGCCUAGCAGUGUAGAUAUUAAAGAUUUUGAGAACCUCUGGGAGCACUGUGCAUACGUGUACAAUGGAGGUGUGCUUCCAUCAGGCCGUGCAGGAUCAACAGUUGUGGAUCUUACGAAGCCAGGGAAGUACAAGAUCCUAAGACCCGGGAGUGCGAAGGAGGAUACGGUCGAAAUCCUUGAGCACCAUGCUCUAGUUGAAGACUCUAGCACAUCCUCACAAGGCACCUAAAUUCAUAUUUGUACCGGAGAAUGUUUAUCUGCUGCUAUAUUUAUCGAUAUCAUUGUUUUAUAUUUUAUGCCCUGCAUUCCGCGCCCUGUAACGUAGUUACAUGGUUAAUUGAUUACUUGGCUAAAAUGGUCCAUUCUACUGUUUUUUUAUAUCACUGCUACCUCCCCAACGGAGCAACAAGGUAAAGAAUGGCUUCAUUUCUGCAAUAGUGAUGAAGAGUAUGAAGGCUUGAAAAUGAAAUUUGCUCAUUUAAAUAGCUUAUGAUGCUAAUUGUAGAUUCAAUGAUUUCUUGUUUUCUUAAGCUUAAUUCGAACUUUUUUUCUGUUUUGACUUUGUAUUGGUAUUGGUUUUUACGAAGUUAUUCCUCGGAAUUAAACCAUAUUUGGAUUUUGUAACAGCAAUUGAUAUUAGGUGCUUAAAAACUCUAGCAUGAAUACUUAUUCAUA